This is a messenger RNA of Rhipicephalus microplus (southern cattle tick), 501 nucleotides long. RefSeq lists its product as uncharacterized. The record is from RefSeq and is a predicted model, not a curated record. Lineage: Eukaryota; Metazoa; Arthropoda; Arachnida; Ixodida; Ixodidae.
AUGUCGAGCCUCUCCAGCAUGGUUGAGGGACCACUUUUCAAGGCUCCAGUUGUUACAAUAGGAGGCGUUGCCGUGCCACCUCUGGUGCUGUGUGACCAGGCCUUCCCACUUACACCUAACCUCAUCAAGUCAUUUGGACACAACACCCCACUUAGUGCAGAGCAGAAAAAUUUCAAUUACCACAUAAGCAGAGUGAGACGUGUGGUAGAAAACGCCUUUGGAAGGCUUAAGGCAAGAUUUCGCUUCACAUCGAAGAGAAUGGAAUGCGACAUUGCAAAUGUUCGCCUCGUGAUUCGCGCACGCUGCGUGCUGAACAAUAUUUGCGAGCAUUUCAGCGAUGCUGUUCAGCUUCAAUGGCUCCAGGAAGUGAAGCAGUCCGACUCCCAACUGCCCCAACCAGGACGCAGCAGCGAUUCACAGAUUGGGAAUGCAGUCAGUGUGCGUUCUGCACUUGUGGACCACUUGAGCCAGAGGAUGCAGACCCAGGCAGCCCGCUCCUAG